UUCUGCGAUCGAGCCUUGUUCAUGACAUCAACACAAAGUCAACACCAUAUUUCGCAGUGGCAUCAGAGUGAACCACCAAAUAAAUAUUGGUUCUCCAAAGUAAACCUGAUAUGUGAUCAUAUCCACGUUGAUUGCAUUAUUGAUGGAAGAUUACAAAUUGCAUACGAAACAUUGAAAGUGUUAACCUCAAAAGGCACAGAGGAACAAAAUCGCGAUGUAAAAGAUGCCGAAUUUGUAGAAGAUCCUCACCCUUUUAAGGCAAAAGAAGCAAAAUCAAUUACAGAAUUUGAGUUAUUAUUAACAACAAAAAAUAAGAUGAAAAAUAAAGAAGAUAUAGAACAAGUAACACAUGGAGGAGAUUCAAUGCUUCACCUAUCUAUCAAAUAUAAGCAUGAAUGUCUGUUACGAUAUCUACUUCAUAAUGGUGGCAAUCCGUAUAAGAGGAACCGGAAGUCUCUUUCUCCAUUACAAAUUGCUUUUAAAAUCAAUGAACAACAUCUUGCCAUUCCUAUGUCUUAUUACAUUUUACGAGAUUUUACGAAAUGUGUGUUUAUUUCUGUUGAUCUGAAUGAUAAACUAUGGACAGGAUGGAAAUGUGAAUGUAAACGUCACAGUUUAGAGAAAAGAGAACUGUGUUCUAUGAAUUGUAUUGUGGUGGUUGAAACUGACAGUGCAAGAGUCCCGGGUAACUUUUUCUUCAAAGGCCUUGAUGUUAUAUUUGACCCACUUGCAAAUCAACAUUUAGAGUUAGGUCAUGUUCUUUCAGAUCUCAAUAAUAAUUUGGACAACGACAAUAGAUCAAUAUAUCCAGAAUUACCAAAGAGAGACUUGAGAUAUUUGUUUUCCAAACAUAGCAAUCUCAGAUUUAUUUGUCCGUCGUUAGUGCGUUCAGUUAAUUAUUCUAACCCUAAUCUAGAUCAUGAACUAAAACGAGAACACUGUCUUCGAUUCAUUCUGAAGAAUAAGGGUAUCAUACCAAUUAAGGAGAGUCACUUGCCUUGUGAUAUAGACGGACUUGCAACAGACUGUGUAGAACUAGCCGAUGAUGCAAUUGCUUGGUUGACAGAAACACAGAAUUCAUAUCGACUAUUAUCACUUCAAACCAAUGUUAAUAAAGCGUCAAUUAUAACAUCGCUCUGUGAUGACAGUUGUCAGGCGUCAGUUAAAAUUGUUGAUUCUGAUGGCCGAGUUUCUUUAUCAGAUCAAAUGUUUAAUCAAGAUUCCACAGAUGAAUACAUUUGUGUACAAAAAGCUAUAUUUACCUUUCCACUUGAUCAAUUAAAUAAUGGUUAA
This is a messenger RNA of Mytilus trossulus (common blue mussel), 1293 nucleotides long. RefSeq lists its product as uncharacterized. The record is from RefSeq and is a predicted model, not a curated record. The transcript is spliced from 3 exons. Gene Ontology annotation, molecular function: protein binding. Bases 22 to 1293 code for a protein of 423 amino acids. NCBI's taxonomy places the organism in Eukaryota, Metazoa, Mollusca, Bivalvia, Mytilida, Mytilidae.